Pecten maximus is the source of this 610-nucleotide messenger RNA. RefSeq names its product fibrillin-3-like. The transcript is spliced from 5 exons. The record is from RefSeq and is a predicted model, not a curated record. The annotation marks the transcript as partial. Lineage: Eukaryota; Metazoa; Mollusca; Bivalvia; Pectinida; Pectinidae. Gene Ontology annotation, molecular function: calcium ion binding.
GUUUCAGACAUUAAUGAGUGUGACACCUUCCAUAACCUGUGUGUUAAUGGCGAGUGUGAGAACAUGAUUGGCUUGUUCCGGUGUAACUGUAACCAAGGCUUUAGACUGGACGAUUCAGGUGGAAACUGUACAGAUAUAAACGAGUGUACCAAUCCUGACAACUGUCUGUACGGGACCUGUGUGAACACCCAAGGGGGCUAUAUCUGUCGGUGUCCAGCAGGCUAUGAGACCAACCCAACAGGAACAGGCUGUAUCGAUAAGCGUCUUGGCACCUGCUACAUGACAGUUCCUCAGAAUCGACAAUAUGGCCGCUGUAGUGACGUGAUUACCCUGGACACGUACCGUGCCACAUGUUGUUGUAGUGUGGGACAGGGAUGGGGGGAGGAUCCUGGCUUCUGUGAGCGCUGCCCUGUCAAUGGUACAAGUGAAUAUAAGACGUUGUGUCCGGGUGGACCUGGCUUCAAACCAUCCAUCGAUUUGAUCCUCGAAGAUAUUGAUGAGUGUGAAGAACUCCAGAAUAUCUGUAAGGGUGGAGAGUGUCAAAACACCUUUGGCAGUUUCAUCUGUGUGUGUCCCACUGGGUACCGACUGUAUGACCACCAGUGUAUAG